Molecule: messenger RNA, 99 nt
Organism: Debaryomyces tyrocola
Lineage: Eukaryota; Fungi; Ascomycota; Pichiomycetes; Serinales; Debaryomycetaceae
Source: the annotation of a GenBank genome assembly
AUGCGCAAACCCGGAAUCGAACCGGGGGCCCAACGAUGGCAACGUUGGAUUUUACCACUAAACCAUUUGCGCUAUUUCUUGAAGAACUUUGGCAGAUAA